AUGCUGAAUCCCUUAGCCAAUGAAUUCAAACCAGUAUUAGCCGAAAGCAGUUCUUCUAAAAAAGAUAAGGAAAGAAGACAUAGCAAUAGCCAUCAUAAAGCAGGCACCGGAGAUAAUAGUAAAAAACAACCACUCAAAGACAAUACAAGUAAUGCAAAAAAGCAAGGAACAAGUAAAAAGAAAGGGAAUUCUAGCAGCAAGAAACAAAAACCAGAAACUAACAAGAGAAGACCUUCUCGUCAAGAGACAACUAGUCUAGAGGAUCAAUUUAAGCAAGAAGCCAAAUUUAUUGCCAUAGAAACAGCCAUCAAUCCUAUGCAUAGGAAUGAAAAGCAAUUAGAGCAUGGAUACGAAAGAUACAUUGAUUGGAUUAAUAGGUCGCUUAAAUUGUAUGACAUAAUAACUGUUGUCGGCAUGGAUACCGCCAUAGUAGAUGUUGUUUCCAUAGUAACCAUCCUUCAAGAUAGAAAACUAGGUGUCCAUGAAGAAAUAGAAACAUUUACAAUGGAUCAAGGAAAUGGAAGAAAGACAAGCUGUAUUCAAGUGAAACUUCAUUCUUACUUUUAA
This is a messenger RNA of Rhizopus microsporus ATCC 52813, 567 nucleotides long. RefSeq lists its product as uncharacterized. Gene Ontology annotation, molecular function: nucleic acid binding. The transcript is spliced from 3 exons. Lineage: Eukaryota; Fungi; Mucoromycota; Mucoromycetes; Mucorales; Rhizopodaceae. The record is from RefSeq and is a predicted model, not a curated record. The coding region runs from base 1 to 567 and encodes 188 amino acids.